This is a messenger RNA of Paramecium sonneborni, 1516 nucleotides long. The record is from the annotation of a GenBank genome assembly. NCBI's taxonomy places the organism in Eukaryota, Ciliophora, Oligohymenophorea, Peniculida, Parameciidae.
GAAUAAUUAUUAAUGGAAAUGUUCACAGAGUAACUGCUGUAAAUAAUCAAUGAAUCACACAUAAUUGCUAGAGAUUCAAUCAAAUUGGUAGUUCAUUUGGGAAGUAAUAUAGUAGCUGAAAAAUAUAUUUAAUCUUAAAUGCCUUGGAUUGGAUAUCAGUGGUUUUAAGAUUAAGUAUAAACAGUGGCAAAAAAGCAAUAUAUAUAUAAUGAUGAUUUAUAUGAUGAUAUAAAUGAAGAUGAGGAACCAAAUCGUGUAAAUAUUGAUCAUUGGAGGAGAUGUUAAGGAUAAAUAGGACUAGUAAAAUCAUAAGAAUAAUCUCCAAUAAGAAGAAGUGAAACAAAGAAAUUAACAAAAAUCUAAAUGGGAUAAACUUAAAGAGAAACUGAGGCCUAUGAAUGUUAAAUAAUAAAGAUGGGUGAGUUAGAUGAUGAUAUUGAAUUUGAUCCAAAUAUUGAAAGCAUGAGACAAGCUAAAUUAAGAUAGAUGUAAAUACAAUAGUAAAAAUUGUAAAACGAUAAGAUUAAAAACUAAGAGGUUCAAGAAUAAGCUAGACAACUUAAGCGAUUGAAUGUUGACUCUAAAUGUACAAAUACAAUUUUUAUACUCAGCUAAAUAUACAUAUGACUUUGAGGGUAAAGUAAUUGUCUAAAAACCACCUGAUAUCGAUAGAUAUCCUAAGUCACACUAAAACAUUUAAGAAAAAAGAAAUCUUGUUGAAGUAAGAGACCUUAUUCCUAAUCAUAAACAGUAAUCUGAAUUAAUUUCUGCUGGUAAAAGAUAAAGUGCCUAUACUAAUUCAUUGAAUCAAUUUGCAAUCAAAACUUCGGUUCCUUAAAUUGAUGUCAUUAUUAUGAAAGAAGGAGUAUCAUUUUAUGAUGGAAAAUCUGAAAAAAAAAAAGAAAGAUCUUUCCCUUUAAUGGAUAUUAAAGAUAAUAAUGAAUUAUAAAGUACUCUUUUAAAUUAAAAUGUACAUAUGACUAAAUUAGAAUAUUAAGCAAUUACUAAUUCUUAGUAAUCUAAUAAUACAUUUUAAAAUAAAACAUUAUAAUUAUCGAUCUCUCAACCAUAAAUUCAAUAAAGUAAAACAAGCAGAACCUUCUAAGAAGAUUAAUAACUUUAAAAUUACAAUAAUGAUAGUUUACUUAGUUUUCGUUAGCCUAAAACUACUGUUAAUCAUUCAAUCACAUCAAAUAUUUUACAAAAGUUAAAUGGUUCUAUCUCUAUACUUAGUGAAGAACAAUUAGAUGGAUUAAUUAUAUAAACUAAUGAUCCAAACAAAUUAAAAGAACAUCCUUUAUUUGGAAAAAAACCAACUAUUGAAAUUACAAAGCCACCCUUAUCUGUUCCACCAAUUACACUUGAAUUACCUUAAAUUCCUCCAAAUGCUUUAUCUAAUAGUGUUAGUAAAUUGCCACGCUCUUUUUAAUCUAUUGGGACAUUCCCUAAAUUACUAUCAAAACAUCCACGAGAACGUAUUUCUAAAUAAGUGAUGAAUAUUUUUAAUAUUAAAUGA